AUGAUUACCGCCAUUCUCCUCUCUCUUCCUCUUGUUUCUCUCCUUCCCGUUGUUUCCGCCCACGGCUGGCUGGGCUCGGUUACCGUCGGCACCCAGACGUUCGUCGGUAACGUCCCAAACGCCAGUCCAACAGGAACCAUUAUUCGUCAAAUCGACGACGUCGAUCCAGUCAAAGGAGCUUCGAACACGUUUUUGAAUUGUGGACAAAACGCACAGCUCGCGUCCGAUGUAGCAGAAGCUAAUCCUGGCGAUACGGUUGCUUUUACCUGGGUUAACGGUGACGAUGGACCGUGGGUACACAAUGCUGGUCCUAUGCAAACCUACAUGACGUCCUGCGGUUCUCAAUCCUGCUCUUCCUUCGAUUCCUCCACCGCCUCCUGGUUCAAAAUACAAGAACAAGGUCGUAUAACCCCUGGUGGCGAUUGGGCCAUGUCCCUUAUGAACACGGGUGCCCCAGCGAACGUUACCAUCCCAUCUAACAUCGCUCCGGGGAACUACAUCAUCCGUCACGAGCUUAUUGCGUUGCAGAUCGCUCAAACGGCAGGUGGAGCAGAGUUUUAUCCGGCUUGUGUUCAGCUGAAGGUUGGAGGAACUGGGACGGGUACACCGAGUGAGGAUGAGCUGGUUCAACUUCCUGGCGCCUACAGUGAUACUGAUCCUGGAAUCUUGGUCGAUGUCUACUCAAACCCAGAUGCUGAUUACGUUUUCCCUGGUCCUGCUGUUGCUGCCUUCGUUUCUGGAAACACCACCGCCACGUCCUCUCCUUCCGCCGGGGCCUCGUCUGCGACCAUCUCUUCUUCCGCUGUUGCAUCCUCCUCCACCGCCUCCUCCGCCUCUUGCAAGAAACGCCGUGACGUUGUUCGUCCCCGCACUCUUAGUCGGGUCAUGAAGAAUCUUGUCCCACAGUGA
Lentinula edodes (shiitake mushroom) is the source of this 909-nucleotide messenger RNA. Its product is annotated as glycosyl hydrolase family 61-domain-containing protein. Bases 1 to 909 code for a protein of 302 amino acids. The transcript is spliced from 3 exons. Lineage: Eukaryota; Fungi; Basidiomycota; Agaricomycetes; Agaricales; Omphalotaceae. The record is from RefSeq and is a predicted model, not a curated record.